Molecule: messenger RNA, 1447 nt
Organism: Impatiens glandulifera
Lineage: Eukaryota; Viridiplantae; Streptophyta; Magnoliopsida; Ericales; Balsaminaceae
Product: protein EI24 homolog
Exons: 12
Coding region: 48-1079 (343 amino acids)
Biological process (GO): macroautophagy
Cellular component (GO): endoplasmic reticulum
Source: RefSeq, a predicted model, not a curated record
UUCAUCAUCAGAUUAGCUUGGCGAUUCUCUCUCUCCUCUCUCUAACAAUGGAAGGUUGGAGUCCUUUGAUGGAAGGCUGGAAAGCGAAGCUAAAGCAAGCAUCUUUUCUCUGGCUCGAUGGAUUUCGUGAGGCUUGUUGUCUUCAUAGAGUCGUAAUCUACUGUCUCAGAUCGAGACAGCUUAUGAUCCGUACAGGACAGUGUUUUCUAUUGAAUGGUUUUAUUUUUUUAGGAAGUAUCUUCAUUUUGAACUCAGUUGUUAUUCCAGCUUUGUUUUGGUUAUUACCUGAUCUUUGUCCACGAAUUAGUCUUCAAGAACCUUGCUCUUAUGAAGGUGUAUUAAUAUUCUAUUCCUUUUUACGCCUUGGCCUUGUACAACUCUUCUAUAUCUUUUGGUUCUAUCCGUUGUAUAUAUUCAGCUUCAUUCUAAGCACUCUCUGGUAUAACGAUAUUGCUAAAUUUGGGUUCCUUGCCAUCGAAAGUCCUGAAAAUGAUGACAAAGAUUCUAGAAACGACGAGCAUUCACUCACAAGCCAUCAAGAGUCGCAAUACUCGCAUAAUGCUAAUAAUGCCGAUAAACCAAUUAAUAUUGGAGGAAUCAUGAUUGGAAUAGCCGAGCAAACAUAUUCACUUAUUCUCUUGAGUUUCUUCUUCUUACAGGUUUAUAUCACGGGAUUCAUCCCUUAUGUUGGGAAACCGUUAAAUUUCCUACUUCUGUCAUGGAUGUAUGCGUACUAUUGCUUCGAGUACAAAUGGAAUUUCUCUGGGAUAAGUUUGGACAUAAGACUUGACUUCUUUGAAUCAAACUGGGCAUUUUUUGCUGGAUUUGGAAGCACUUGUGUUAUUCCUUUGAUCUUUUUCUCUCCUCUUGUUAGCUAUGGUGUUAUGGCUAUCCUCUUUCCACUGUUUGUUUUGACGGCUACUGGUUCAGACGCUGACAAACUCAUGACAACUUCUCGAAGGAAAUGGAGGGGCGCUGGACUAAAAAGACUUCCAAUAUUUGCAACUGCAGAUUAUAUGUCGUUGAAGGUCUUAUCAUUCAUUCCAUUUGAACCUAAAGACAAAACGAAGAACACCUAAGCCAAAGAAAAGGUGCCAUCUGAAGAAGGUUUUUUUCUCUCUAAAUGGCUGGGAAAUGACACAGCUCUUUUGAAAACAAGAAGAGUCAUUUGAUACGAUUGUAGAUAGCGAUAUAUUAUGUGACGCCACUUUGAUUGAUUCUUUCGGCUUACUUCUAUGAUGCCAAAUUAGUGUUAAUAUUUACAAUUAUUUUGUUUGGGUUCAUUUAUAAUGUUAUGCUACAAACUUAAACUAUAUCUACCAUAUUUGAAAGAAAUUAUUGCAUUCUGUGUUAUGUAGGUACAAGGAAAUGCUCAAAUAUUCAUUGUACAUAUGGAUAAAUUAAUUCUUAUUGCUCAAUAUUAUCUUCUAUAGAGAAAGUUAUUUGA